CUUUGACCAGUAGGUGGCGAGCGUCUAAUGGUUCCCAUUUAGAACUACAGAAAGUCUCUGCCGCUCCGGCCUUGCGGCGUAGAGUCUCUUCGAACGUACUCAGACAUGGAGCGAGGCCGGGACAAGGGCGAGAUCCUGGCAAGCAAAGCUCUCUCGAAGUACAUAUUGGAGACGAAUGCAUAUCCGAGAGAGCACGAGCAGCUGAAAGAACUCAGGGAGGCCACAGUCCAGAAGUACCAAAUCCGGAGUAUAAUGAACGUGCCGGCUGACGAGGGGCAGCUAAUCUCCAUGAUGUUGAAGCUCAUGAAUGCGAAGAAGACGAUCGAGAUCGGAGUCUUCACCGGCUGUUCUCUUCUCACCACCGCACUUGCACUUCCGGCCGAUGGCAAGAUAAUAGCGAUAGACCCGGAUAAGGAGGCCUAUGAAAUUGGCCUACCAUAUAUCCGAAAAGCUGGAGUUGAUCAUAAGAUCAACUUCAUCCAGUCGGAUGCUUUCUCGGUUCUAAAUGACCUUGUCGCGGAUAGCCAAGAAAAGGGAACCUUUGAUUUUGCUUUUGUGGAUGCCAAGAAGGAUGACUACAUGAAAUACCACGAGCUGGUGCUCAAGUUGGUGAAGGUCGGAGGAGUGAUGGGGUACGACGACACACUGUGGUUCGGUGCGGUCGCGCUCUCCGAAGACGACGAGAUGAACGACCACCUGAGGCUCCGGAGAGGCCAACUCAUGGAGUUCAAUAGCUUCUUGGCGAAGGAUCCGCGUAUUGAGUGCUGUCUUCUUUCCGUCGGAGGUGGCCUCACGCUCUGUAGGCGCCUCUUUUAGAAGCCUUCUUUGUACAGUGCUGGUCCAGUCCGGUCCCUGUGGGAAACGGUCUAGAAGGAAGAGACUACAAGGAUCUUAGAGAGUAAUUGGACUCCUGGUUUGUAGAAUUUCAUACUCGAUUUGCACCCGAGAGUUACUCGGGAAGUAGCGGAAGUUCGACCGUACUUGUAAUCGACAGUCUUACGGACUUCCAAUUAUAUCAUCCACGCUGCAAAUUAACGGACAGAUUCCCCAUCAAA
Molecule: messenger RNA, 1055 nt
Organism: Eucalyptus grandis
Lineage: Eukaryota; Viridiplantae; Streptophyta; Magnoliopsida; Myrtales; Myrtaceae
Product: flavonoid 3',5'-methyltransferase
Exons: 5
Coding region: 106-816 (236 amino acids)
Molecular function (GO): S-adenosylmethionine-dependent methyltransferase activity; O-methyltransferase activity
Source: RefSeq, a predicted model, not a curated record